AUGGCACAACUGAAUCAUCAAAUUUUUGAGGAGGCAUGUGAUGUUCUCUAUCGGAAUUUCGAAUGCAAGAUCUACUUUUACCGUGAAGAACUAUACAUUUUAGGUAGAAAAUGCCUAUUGGUUCAACCUGGAUCGUGGCAAUAUUUUAAACAAUCCUGUUUCACUCUAGAAAGACGUGAAAACCACGAACAAGCCUUCAACAAUAUUAAACUUAUUGCAACUCACCUCAACGGUCCCGAUAUCAAGCUCCAUAUUUUGGUCAGAGCAUACGCCCAUGAUAUUCGCUGUAUUCGCGACGUUUACAAGGCAUUACCAUCAUUUCUGGAUGCUUUCCGACAGCUAGGGAGCGUCAGGGAAGCCCGCUUGACUAUUGAUCCCGAUCCUUCUACUAGAUUGAGAGAAAUCGAACAGCGAGGAGGAUUAUCAGAGGAGACCACGGCCAUUGUAUUGGGUUGGGUACAAUAUUACAAACAAUGGAUCGACGAAAUGGAGCGGGGGCAUUCUGCAUAA
Molecule: messenger RNA, 510 nt
Organism: Ophidiomyces ophidiicola
Lineage: Eukaryota; Fungi; Ascomycota; Eurotiomycetes; Onygenales; Onygenaceae
Exons: 1
Coding region: 1-510 (169 amino acids)
Source: RefSeq, a predicted model, not a curated record